CGAAUAACUAAAACACGUCUCUUUCUUUUUACUUUCUAUUUAUCUGCACUCUUUUAUUAUAUUUUCCCUUUUACUAUCCAUUCCUCUCUCACUAUUAAAAAAAAAAAUCCAAAGUCCAAACAUAGCAUUAGCAUCACUGAUUGAUAGACUCUGAUUCUGAACAGUAACAAUAAUGAAGUGAGGACAAAGAAGAAAAAUAAUUGUCCUCUUUCCCUCUUCAUUUUUCCUCGACUCAUUCUGCUCCCAAUUUACACUUCACUGACACACACACCAAUUUCCUCCAAUCCAAUCAACCCUAAAAACCCCAUUUUUCUCUAGUGUCGGUGAUCCACUUCAUUUUCAAACACCAUAAAAAAAAAUCCCAACCAAUUCACACCAUUGUUGAAUCCUUCAAAAAAACCGCAACAAUGUCAUCAUCGACCAAGCCACCACACUACGCCACAAGCGGUUUGGUGAUAGGUUACGCUCUCUGUUCAAGCUUGUUAGCGAUAAUCAACAAAUACGCCAUCACUCAAUUCAACUACCCUGGUCUCUUAACCGCUUUACAGUACCUCACUUCAGCUCUCGGCGUUUACCUUUUCGGGAAAUUAGGGUUUCUUCAUCACGAUCCUUUCACCAUUCCGAUCGCCAAGAAAUUCUUCCCUGCCGCACUCGUUUUCUUCCUCGCUAUCUUCACCAACACGAAUCUGCUCCGUCACGCUAACGUUGAUACCUUCAUUGUUUUCAGAUCUCUUACCCCUCUUCUUGUUGCUCUCGCUGAUACCGCUUUUCGAGGUCAACCUUCGCCUUCUAACCUUACUUUUUUCUCGCUUGUUGUUAUUCUUGCUGGUGCUGUUGGUUACGUUGCUACCGAUUCGGGUUUUACUCUUACCGCUUAUUCAUGGGCUUUUGCUUAUUUGGUUACGAUUACUACUGAGAUGGUUUAUAUCAAGCAUAUGGUUAUGAGUCUUGGGUUGAAUACUUGGGGUUUUGUUCUUUACAAUAAUGUCUUGUCUUUAAUGAUUGCUCCUUUCUUUUGGUUUCUUACCGGAGAGAAUUUCGAGGUUUCGAAUGCGAUUAAUUCGAGUACCGGGAGUUUGUUUGAGAUGAAUGCGUUUCUUGCGGUUUCUUUGUCUUGUGUGUUUGGUUUGCUUAUCAGUUUCUUUGGAUUUGCUGCGAGAAAAGCGGUUUCGGCUACUGCUUUUACGGUUACUGGGGUUGUGAAUAAGUUUCUCACGGUGGCUAUUAAUGUGACGAUUUGGGAUAAGCAUGCUAGUCCUGCUGGUCUGGUUUGUUUGCUUUUUACUAUAAUUGGGGGAGUUCUUUAUCAGCAAUCGGUUACUGGGAAUGGUUCGCAACAACGGGAUGCCGUGGUGGUGACUAAGCAGAGUGAUAUUGAAAGUAAUCUUGUUGGUGAUGGUGAUUUGGAAGAUGAGAGUGAAGUAAAGGUUUGAUGCACAACGAGCUUUGUGUACAGCAAUCCAGAAUGCGAGGCGCAUUUAAUGUGACUACUUUUAGCAAUUUCCUUUCUCUUUAACACAGUAUAAGUUUUGGCAUUCAAUUGAGUACUUUGUUAGAAGAAUGACCCUGUCUUCAUUUCGUGUUCAGUGUGAUUUAGACAAAUAAACCAAUUGAAUUAGAAGAGUGUUGUUCAAAUUGUAGUUGACUUAACAGAAUUAGUUUAGUUUCA
This is a messenger RNA of Lathyrus oleraceus (garden pea), 1669 nucleotides long. Its product is annotated as GDP-fucose transporter 1. Bases 408 to 1433 code for a protein of 341 amino acids. The record is from RefSeq and is a predicted model, not a curated record. The transcript has 2 exons. NCBI's taxonomy places the organism in Eukaryota, Viridiplantae, Streptophyta, Magnoliopsida, Fabales, Fabaceae.